Molecule: messenger RNA, 969 nt
Organism: Gigantopelta aegis
Lineage: Eukaryota; Metazoa; Mollusca; Gastropoda; Neomphalida; Peltospiridae
Product: growth hormone secretagogue receptor type 1-like
Exons: 1
Coding region: 1-969 (322 amino acids)
Biological process (GO): G protein-coupled receptor signaling pathway
Cellular component (GO): membrane
Molecular function (GO): G protein-coupled receptor activity
Source: RefSeq, a predicted model, not a curated record
AUGAACCAAACAUCCGAAAACAAAACUGACGGAGUCGAGGGUGUUUUCGACGUCACCGAUAUCGUAUUAACUGUCGUGGACGCUGCCCUAAUUGUUAUCAUUGCUGUGGGGAAUUCCUUAACACUAGUCGCAGUCUGUCGAUUCAAAAGACUCCGGAGUCCCACCGGGGUUGCGAUCGCGAGUCUGGCAGUGGCGGAUCUCAUCAUGGGCAUCGUCUACACACCCACGAGAUUCGUGCACAUCACGUGGCCGAGCAUGUUCGCGUCGAGGGCGGCGUGCAUCGUGUACAUCUUCGUCGUACAUUUCUCGGCAUCUUGCGCCGUGAUCGGCAUAUCGAUGCUGUCCACUGAACGUGGAUACGCAAUCCAGUUCCCAACGCACUACCAGACCUGCAUGACGACCAGGUGUUCUGUUGUUAUCAGUCUGUGCGUCUUUGCGGCCAUCUUCUGUCUCAAUCUCCCAUUCCUGUCCGGACUGGACCACUACAACGGCCAAGACUGUUACGCGCCUUCAGUUUUUCCAAAGGUCUACUUAAGGACUCUCAUUGUCGUUGGUGUGGCAGUUUUGCUCCUGGGGUUCGUGGCAUUUGUGCGAGUAUUGGUGGCAGUGUUUCGGCGCCAGAAGUUUUCAAACGUUUUGAGCGGGCAGCAGUUGAAGCAGCAGAUUUCGUCCGUGAGGUGCAGACUGAUGUGCGUGGUGUACGUGAGCUCGCUCGUGUUCUGGCUUCCUCACCUGACGUACUACUUCUACAACACGUUCACGAAGCAGACGAGAAAUGUGUUCGUCUUCAGGAUCCUGUCCAUAUUCGACCUGUGCAGCUCUGCGGUAAACUUCUUCAUAUACGGAGUUAUAAAUAUUAACUUUAGAAUGGCCUACAAACAAAUAUUAGGUCUAGACAGGCAGGACAGAAGAACUUCCACAUAUGUUUCUGCUACGACUGUAACUCACUUUGAUGAUGUGGCAGUCUAG